Messenger RNA from Hemicordylus capensis (graceful crag lizard), 2142 nucleotides. It is a transcript of the gene UROS, whose product is annotated as uroporphyrinogen III synthase. The transcript is spliced from 11 exons. The coding region runs from base 251 to 1039 and encodes 262 amino acids. Gene Ontology annotation, biological process: uroporphyrinogen III biosynthetic process. Lineage: Eukaryota; Metazoa; Chordata; Lepidosauria; Squamata; Cordylidae. Gene Ontology annotation, molecular function: uroporphyrinogen-III synthase activity. The record is from RefSeq and is a predicted model, not a curated record.
GCUUCCCCGCUGCUUUGCGCAUGCGCCCAGGAUCCGGAAAGGGAGGCCGCGGCCACUCACCCACGGCAGUGGGGAAGGAGAAGGCCAGGGUUGCUACUCGCAGCUGUGCUCUCCCCCCCACCCCUGAGCUGGCUCCCCACGCAGGUUUAUGCUGACCGAGGUGGCAAGAGUAUAUACAGCCGCCCUGCACCGGCAGUUUUUGAAGCAGCGUUGAAGGGGGGAAUGCGGUAGGGGAGCUCUCUAGUAAACAAUGAAAGUUCUGUUGCUGAAAGAUCCUAAAGAAAGUGAACAUGGACCAGAUCCGUAUAUAAGAGAACUGGGCUUACAUGGUCUUGAAGCAACAUUGAUUCCAGUUUUAGCAUUCGAAUUUAUUUCUCUUCAAACAUUUCUUGAAAAACUUUUUCAUCCUGAACAAUAUCGUGGACUAAUUUUUACCAGCCCAAGAGCUGUAGAAGCAGUCAGAUUAUGUCUGGGAGAUCAUGCUAAAGAAGAAGACUGGAAAAAUUCUGUCAGAGAGAAAUGGAAUUCCAAAUCAGUUUAUGUAGUAGGAAAAGCUACAGCUGGACUAGUAGCUGAAAUAGGCCUCAUACCACAAGGAGAAAACUGUGGAAACGCUGAGAAGCUAGCUGGAUAUAUUUGCUCCCAAGAGCCACCCCAUUCAUUGCCUCUGCUUUUUCCUUGUGGAGCUCUCAAGAGGGAAAUACUUCCAAGAAUACUCGGGGGGAAAGGUAUUGCACUGGAAGGCCUUACUGUUUAUCAGACAACGGAACAUCCUAAUCUUCAAGAAUCGAUGAGGAAUUACUUCUCACAACAGGGUAUUCCUGCUAGUGUCACAUUCUUCAGUCCAUCUGGUGUCAAAUACUGUCUGAACCAGAUUCAGAAAUUGUCUGGUGAUCUCAUUGCCCAAAUCAAGUUUGCUGCUAUAGGUCCGACGACUGCUGAAGCUCUGGCAGCUGAAGGCAUCCCAGUGAGCUGCACUGCCAGCAGCCCUACUCCACAGGCUCUCACUACUGGUAUAAAAAAAAGUCUCCAGCUAUGAAACUUUUGUUCAUGCAAGUGACAAAUUUUAAGGCUGUGUGUAUUUGCCAUUAUUCAACCUGCCAGUAAGAAAGUCUCUAAAAGGGAAAGAUGUCUUUUGUCAGUGUGUAAUGUAUGAAUAGUUCUAGCAUUAACUGUGAUGAGAAGUCAUGUUCAGCUUUGACUUGCAACAGUCUCUCUGCACACCUUCAUAUUGUAUUAACAGUACUGCUGUGCUGAAUACAAAUUACAGUGAAACUCAGUUGUUAAAAUGGACAUAAUGGCAGUUGUGAAGCACAUGUAGCAACCUUGUAUCUUACCUUGAUCAAUGUGGAUGAUAAGGAAGCAAAUUACCUGAUGUAUUCUAAUUAAACCUCAUAUUUAAUAAAUUCCUGCCAACUGAGCCAAAAGGCACCUUUUAUGGUGGUUCUCUUUUAUUUAAAAGUGGGAGAACAACAGCCCCUAUUGAUGCCACCAUAGCAUCUUUUCCCAAUGGCAUCCACCCACACACUUAAAAAAAAUAAAUUGUGAGUCCCUUUGGGAUGCGGAACCACUGGCUGGAUUCCUAACACCACACAUGCCACCAAAAGAAGCUUGCAUACAGCAGUUGCGUUUCUAUGUCCGAAGCACAGGCACAUCAUUCACCAGUCUCCCCUUCCCCUGAAAACACUCUGUGUAACGCAUAAAUAUGUCUCUAGCUCAGGGACAUAUUUGCGCAUUGCAUUGAGUGCUUCAAGGAGAAAAGGAGAUAGGCGAAAAGUGUCCACUGUGUGCACAAGCACCUGCACUUUAGUAGUGGGACUGCAGAGGCUGCACACAUGCAGAUUUAGGAUGCCAGUCACUCCCCUGACCCUCUCAUUUCUUUGCCAUGUAAACAACUUUGUGAACAUAGUGCUCAAAUUAUAUCUCAAUAUUCUAAAUAGUCCAAAUGAAGUUUUUGUAGUACUCAAGCUACUUUCAGAAUCCUGGUCUGGAUUUACUUGCUUGUAUUUCUCAUCAUUGUUCUGUAUCUCUAACUCAGCCUUCCAAACAAGAAACUGUGGGUACGAAAAUUGUUUUGCCCCUUCCAUUCAAGGAGGGAAAACCAGCUUAUGAAGUUGUAAUUUUAAUUAAAUAUAAAAUUUA